Messenger RNA from Talaromyces atroroseus, 189 nucleotides. RefSeq lists its product as hypothetical. The record is from RefSeq and is a predicted model, not a curated record. The coding region runs from base 1 to 189 and encodes 62 amino acids. NCBI's taxonomy places the organism in Eukaryota, Fungi, Ascomycota, Eurotiomycetes, Eurotiales, Trichocomaceae. The transcript is spliced from 3 exons.
AUGCCUCCCAAACGUGUUGUCGUCCAAUCCGGCCGCCGCGAGCAAGAAGAUGCCGGUCUUUUCGGCACCGCAUAUAAGGAAAUCACCAAACCAGAGAAUGCGACCAUUGUGCGAAGCGUGGUCAUCUUCAGUGCAGCGGUUGCCUUCUUUCACAGCAGCUUGAGCGAAUUCCUCAUCCCUCCUCUAUAA